Messenger RNA from Plasmodium vinckei vinckei, 261 nucleotides. RefSeq names its product conserved Plasmodium protein, unknown function. Bases 1 to 261 code for a protein of 86 amino acids. Lineage: Eukaryota; Apicomplexa; Aconoidasida; Haemosporida; Plasmodiidae. The transcript is spliced from 3 exons. The record is from RefSeq and is a predicted model, not a curated record.
AUGAAUCAAAAAGUUAGCUUACCUUAUGAGACCUGCGAAAUGAAAAGGGGCAACUUUCAGAUGCCCAAAGAAUAUCAUCCAAAUGUCAAAUAUGGAUUUUUUAGAAAUUUAUUAUUUGGAAAAUACACUCCCUACUACUUUAAAAGUUUUUUCGUAGUAUCCGGGAAAGUUCUAGGAGGAUUCUUACUUUUUUACUAUCCCCUGGAUAAAAUUCAUUGCAAUAUCCGCCGUUUCAAAAGGAACUUACAAAAAAAUAAUUAA